Molecule: messenger RNA, 249 nt
Organism: Diversispora eburnea
Lineage: Eukaryota; Fungi; Glomeromycota; Glomeromycetes; Diversisporales; Diversisporaceae
Source: the annotation of a GenBank genome assembly
AUGGAACUUCAACUUUCAGAAACUCAACGUGCUAGAUUAUUAGAACUUUACCAAAUUGACCUUGACCUCAAAUUAUAUGAUAAAGGAGAUAUUUUAUCUCUCAUAAGUGUUGCUAUUGAUACUGUAAAAACAAAUGAACAACGACUCUUUGCAUACUUGAAAUCCUGGUCAUUAUUAUCAAAGGAUCUUGUUGAGCGACAAUUAACUAUAAAACAACUGAGACAAGAAGUUCAACAAAUAACUGAUUAA